UUUUCCUUUAAUAAUUCCCAUUUCCUGCCCUCUGUUAAGAAUAGAUUAGUGGGAGUUCGCCCCCUCAAUUCCUCUUCCAUUUUGUCAAUUCUCAUACCCCUUAAUCAUACAAGUGAUUUUUAGUCUCCAACACUUUGAAUUCCCAUUCCUUAGUUCAACUUCCCUCGAACCAAACAGGCUGUUAGAGUCGCUCGGUUGCUCGUAGCAACGGUUUACACAUCCCCGUCGCUCAGCGCCUCAGCCUACGCGCACGAACAGAAAACAAAGACACACACUGCGCUCCCCGUCUCCACAUGUCAAACAGAGCACGGCCGACACAGUCCAGAUACCAAGAAGCCAGGCCGUCGCCGUAGCUAUGAUGCCACCCGUGGCCGUCGCCCUCGCGCUCCUCGCUGUCUGGGCGCUGCAGCCCCGGGCCGCGGUGCAGGCGCAGGUGUCGGCGGCUCCGGCGGCGGCUCCGGCGUCCAGCUGGGGGGAGCUGGACUGCACGGGCGCGCUGCUCAACCUGUCCUCCUGCCUGACGUAUGUGGAGUCCGGGAGCGCGCUGACGCGGCCGGAGAAGGGCUGCUGCGGGGCGCUCUCCGGCGUCGUGGACGGCGAGGCCGCCUGCCUGUGCGGGCUCGUGGGCGGGUACGGGUCCUUCGGGGUCCGCGUCGACGCCGUGCGUGCGCUCGCGCUGCCCACCAUCUGCCGCGUCGAAGCGCCGCCGCCCAGGCUCUGCGCCAUGCUAGGUUUGCCCGGCGCGGAGCCGCCGGGCGGCGCGGUGCCCCCGGCGUCAGGGUACGGCACGCCGGCGACGACGCCAGCAACGUCAGCAGCGAACGGCGGCCCCGCGACGCACCGGAGCCGAAGGCGUCACCUCCUCCUCGUGCUCCUCCCGUGCUGCGCCGCGCUCUUCACGCUGCUGCCGUAAUUCCCAAGCACGCACGGGCGACGGGGGCAGCCCCCGUACCCAUCCCACAUCAGUACAUCUGUACAUGUACACACUGCGUGCACGCAUCAAUCAAAUCGAUUCAAGUCCAGCAUAGCAUCGGCCGUGUA
This is a messenger RNA of Hordeum vulgare subsp. vulgare (domesticated barley), 1041 nucleotides long. Its product is annotated as non-specific lipid transfer protein GPI-anchored 11-like. The record is from RefSeq and is a predicted model, not a curated record. Bases 356 to 913 code for a protein of 185 amino acids. The transcript is spliced from 2 exons. Lineage: Eukaryota; Viridiplantae; Streptophyta; Magnoliopsida; Poales; Poaceae.